AUGGCCGACCGGAUCAUGCAGGGCGUCCGCAACAACCGCGACCACCGACCGGGCAACGCCCAGGAGCACUACGUUAAGGCCGCCAUCGCCGGUACCAUCGCCGUCGGCGCCUAUAAGAUGCUCCGCAAGGAUGAGGAUCGGGAACGCGAGCGUAGCGGCAAACGUUACUAUCGAGACGGCAGCGCCGACGGCAGCUCCGACGGCGGCCAAGGGCAUAACGACUUUGCGAUCCUUAAGCUCGUCGCCAAGGGGCUCGGGGCCGCCGCCUUAGCCAGGGAGGUGGACAAGGACUUGGUAGAAUAG
Molecule: messenger RNA, 303 nt
Organism: Drechmeria coniospora
Lineage: Eukaryota; Fungi; Ascomycota; Sordariomycetes; Hypocreales; Ophiocordycipitaceae
Exons: 2
Coding region: 1-303 (100 amino acids)
Source: RefSeq, a predicted model, not a curated record